Molecule: messenger RNA, 590 nt
Organism: Sitophilus oryzae (rice weevil)
Lineage: Eukaryota; Metazoa; Arthropoda; Insecta; Coleoptera; Curculionidae
Gene: SNRPG
Product: probable small nuclear ribonucleoprotein G
Exons: 3
Coding region: 82-312 (76 amino acids)
Biological process (GO): mRNA splicing, via spliceosome; spliceosomal snRNP assembly
Cellular component (GO): U2-type prespliceosome; U1 snRNP; U2 snRNP
Molecular function (GO): RNA binding
Source: RefSeq, a predicted model, not a curated record
GAAGAAUGACAAACUAACCUUAUUCUUUUCAGCGUCAUUUUCCAUUAUUCAUUUGUUAAAGUUUAAACUUUUAGAUCAACAAUGUCGAAAGCCCAUCCUCCAGAAUUAAAAAAAUUUAUGGACAAGAAGUUAUCUUUAAAACUGAAUGGUGGUAGACAAGUUACCGGAAUUUUACGAGGAUUCGAUCCUUUUAUGAAUCUAGUUGUAGACGAAAGCAUCGAGGAAUGUAAAGAUGGUACGAAGAAUAAUGUUGGAAUGGUGGUUAUUCGAGGAAAUAGUAUAGUUAUGUUGGAAGCAUUAGAUCGAAUAUAGCCAAGUAAAUUUAAGUAUGAUGGUUCAAUUCACACAUUUAAUUUAAGACAAAUAUUUAGGUAUUUUUUUGUGUUUAACUUUAUUAUAAUUGAUAAACAAUGAAUAUAUUUUUUUGAUUUAAUUACACAUAUUUUUUUGAAUCAACAUGAACGUUUUCGGUGAUAAUUCUAAGGUAUUACUUUUUGUCUGUGUAAAACUCUUAAUUAAUAGCUUAUAAAUAUAUCAGACGUAUUAAAAAUCCAGUGGUGAAGGAUUGUCUAAAUAAAACAUCUUUUAAA